Molecule: messenger RNA, 804 nt
Organism: Hansenula anomala
Lineage: Eukaryota; Fungi; Ascomycota; Saccharomycetes; Phaffomycetales; Wickerhamomycetaceae
Product: DUF1769 domain-containing protein
Exons: 1
Source: RefSeq, a predicted model, not a curated record
CUUAAAAUAUCAGCUUCAACUGCAUAUGAUGGAGAAUUCAAACUAGUUCCUGUCAAUUCUGAGAAACCAUUAUCAUUUCAUUCAGAAAUUGGUGAUAUUCAAUUAUUAUUAAGGGUUAAAGAUUUUUAUGGUUCCAAAGAUCAUGAUAAAUCAUCAAGUAAAGAUUCUGAAUAUUUCAAAUCAAAUCCAAAUUCCAAUAUUUCUAUUCAAAUAAGUUUCACUCCAAACCAAGAUGGUAUAACUGGUGAUAAAUUAUUAUUUGGUAAUGAUUUUGAAUAUCCAAUUAAAGAUUAUUUACCUUAUGGAACUUCUACCGGAUUGAAACUGUUUAAAAACUAUGUUGAUCCAAGUGUUGAUGGUGAUUUGUUUGCUGAGAAACCAUAUCUUUAUGGUAAAGCCCUUUCAAGUUUUAAUGUCAUAAAUGAUAAAUUGAAGCCAAAUUCUAACGAAGGUGAGAAUCAUUUCAUAAAAGAAGAUUUGGUAAAUGAUGAACCAACUUCAGAUAAAUUGUUGAUCCCUGUUGAAUCAACAGAUCGUCAAAAGUUUUUCCAAGAUAUUAAAAACCUUGAAGGAUUUGAAUUUAAAAAAGGUCAUACAUAUACUUUUGAUUUUUCCUCUGGGUUGGUUAGUUUGAAAAAUUCAAACUUUAAUAUCAAGUUACCAGGUGGAUUUGAAGUGAAUUUGUCUAAUUACUUGAAUGAAAAGUUUAAUAGUGUGAGAUAUGUUUUGAAGAAAGGAACAAGUGCUGAAUUGGGUGUUGAAUUUGGUGAACCAAUCUUGAUUAUUAAUUUUGAAUUGGUAGAU